AAUGAGCAAAAUCGCAAGCAUUCCACGUUGGAAUUAUUUAUCAUUAAACAUCAAAGAUCUGAAGAAAUCCACAUCUGGAACUAAAUUACAAGUAACUAAAAAUGAUGAGUCCACACCACCAAUAAAUCACAGUGCCAUUUUGCCAUGGAUCACUGUGUUCAAACAUUUUCAAAUGACCAGAGACAAAGUCGGAAUGGAUCUUUUGAAAGGCUGUCGGAACGGUUUCCAUUUGGAUGAUCCGUACAUUCGAAACACGCGAUUUUUCACAGAAUAUCAUCGAUUGCACGAUCCAGGCUUGAAACGGUACUACAAUUCGAUUCCAGUGAAAAAUCGAAUGAAGAAACUUCAAUUGAUCAACGAUGGAAAUGAUGCGAUAUGCACGAAUAAGGAGAUGAUCGAAUAUUUACGAUAUUUAGACAGCAUUCGGUCACGAAAUGAUGUCAAUUCAAUGAAAGAAAAGGAAGAGAAUCGAUUGUCAAACCAUUUUCACAAUUUAAAAGAGUUAAAAAAGAAAGAAACUCAAUACACUGACAUUUUUCGGCGAAAAAAAUAUAAACGUGAGCCAACAUCAAGUGCACACUUGAAAAAACAACAAACUCUCAAGCUGCAGAAACAUAUUGAUCAGAAGCGAAAGGCAAUCGAGAGAGCAGCCAAGGCAAAAACUGAACUCAAAGGUCAAAUCAAACAUAAAAACGAACAAAAAGAUAUUAAAACCAUUGCAAAAAGGAAAAUUGUUUUCGAAUCGAAUUCCAAGCGUCGCACGAAAAUUCGAGAAAUGACCAAAAAACGAUUGAGCGCAGCUGAGCACCGGAAAAAGACUUUGCAAGAGGAGAAAAGAGUGUCAAAAAUGACGAAAAACUAUGAAUUUUUCGAAAAAUGUAUGAAAGUUGGCGAGAAAAAUUAUUACAAAAACAUCGAACUAUUCGAAGAGUACAGCCAGAACAGAAAUGAAGGCAUGAAGGAGCGUCAGAAAAUGAUGCAGAAAAUUCAUGAACUAAACGAAAUUGGCAUGGUAAAAUUUCGUCAACAGAUUUCGUUGUGCAAAUUUAAACAAGAACAAUGUCAAGUGCUCGUUGACAAAAUUAUGAAGAAAAUCCCAGCAAAAAUAAAGAAAUUCAAACCAAUGAUCAAACCCAAAGACUUGGAAGAGGUUUCGCGACGUUUUUCGAUGUUAACGCCAGAGUUUGUUAGCAAUUGCGUUGAAAAAGUGUAUGGAAUACUUCAAAAUAUGGAACUUCCAACAUCAACUUCAGAUGUUAUGUCCGAAGUCACGAGUUUAAUGAUUAAACAUGUAGCUUUAAUACCAACAGUAAACCCAAUCAAUUGUCAAUUAGUUCGGCAACGCUUGGCCGAGAUUAUUACUCGAUUUGUUAUUGACAUCAAAGAUAAACAUGUACAACGCAUGGUGAAUGAGCUGAAAAGGGAAAAACGUGGUGAAAACAAAUGUGGAAUUCUUUAUAAAGGCAAUGAUUUGUCGUCGUCGUCGUCAUCAUCAGAUGGUGGAAAAUUUCAUGUUUGUUUUGCUGAAACAACAGAAAUUGAAGAAAAAUCGGAAACAGAUGAAUUUAAACAGAAAAAAUCCAUUUACUCGUCGAAAUUCGAUAAAAUCUAUGACUUGGAUGAUGUCAUUCACAGAGAACUGGAACGAUUUUUUAAAGUCGUUGUCACCAAUAAAUUUGACAUCCCAGACGAUUAUAAUACGCGUGAUUUUGUUCAUUUGUACGAUUUUCAAAAAUAUUAUAUCUACACUUCAGUCGAACGAUUGAGAGGACUUGUUGAAAUGAAACAAGAACACGAUUGGAUAAUCUACGAACAUUCAUCAUGGAAAGGUGAACAAUUCGACCUGGAGAGUAUAACAUUGAUGUCUGCCGAAAUGGUAAUGAAUAAUUCGCGAACACCAGAUGAUACUUGUGAAUGUGUUCGCAGAAUUAGCAAAUAUAUUUGCGUUCAAAUGGAUAUGGAAUUUGAAAUUGAAAAACAGAAGCUUCUGACAGACGAAAAUCGAGUUGCAAAUAUUGAAAAAUGUUCUUCACAACCCGAUUCAGACUCCGCAAAACAAUAA
Messenger RNA from Sitodiplosis mosellana (orange wheat blossom midge), 2062 nucleotides. RefSeq lists its product as uncharacterized. The transcript is spliced from 7 exons. NCBI's taxonomy places the organism in Eukaryota, Metazoa, Arthropoda, Insecta, Diptera, Cecidomyiidae. The coding region runs from base 2 to 2062 and encodes 686 amino acids. The record is from RefSeq and is a predicted model, not a curated record.